Molecule: messenger RNA, 762 nt
Organism: Gigantopelta aegis
Lineage: Eukaryota; Metazoa; Mollusca; Gastropoda; Neomphalida; Peltospiridae
Exons: 6
Coding region: 1-762 (253 amino acids)
Source: RefSeq, a predicted model, not a curated record
AUGAAAUGUAUUUUUGUACAGGUCAUCAACUUAACUCCUGAUAUUCCAGCAGUAUCGCUGGAAGUCCCGUAUAACCCUGAGGAAGGCAAUCCGGUUUUAAGACGUUUCCUAGAAGAUACUGAAUUAGCCCUUAAAUUGAUUAAAAUGAGUAGAGAUUCCGAAAAAACGGCAAAAGUAGCAUCCAUGUAUAUGUCAGCAAUAAACACCAUGGCGUUACCAGAAAUCACAUCUAACGAUAUCACCAAUGCUGUUGCUGCAGGUGAUGGAAAUGUAAACAAUGUCGUAGCUAAUGCUCUAACGUUCCUGACAUCUCCUAAUCCAGACAUGGCUCGCAUUCAAGAGACAACAGCGGUUUUAACCAGUGCUACCCUGGAGGCCAUCGAAUUGCUAGUGGUGGCUCCAUAUACAGUCGGUCCUGGCAACACCGACAGCAACGGGAUCGUGUUACCUACCACAAAACCAUCAGUUGAGAUCCUCAUCAUGUUAACAUCGGCGUUGUCAACAACCAUUAAAAAAACGGAAAUUGUGAAGCCGGGUAUUGAGUCAGAUGUGUCGAAUGGCCUCAGUGGACUAAGUAAAGCUUUCUUGGAAACGCUGAACCAUAGCAGAGAUAUCAGCCAGAUUGAGUUUGCACUUGAAGGCGUGGUCGGGUUUGGCGACGACGAAAUGAACGGCACGCCAACGUCACAAUGCGAUUUCAUGACAGAGUUGGCGGUGGAUCGGUUAUGGAUGACAAUGACCGUGCUCACCAUGCACGAAUAG